This is a messenger RNA of Xylaria bambusicola, 1782 nucleotides long. Its product is annotated as major facilitator superfamily transporter. The transcript has 17 exons. Gene Ontology annotation, cellular component: membrane. The record is from RefSeq and is a predicted model, not a curated record. NCBI's taxonomy places the organism in Eukaryota, Fungi, Ascomycota, Sordariomycetes, Xylariales, Xylariaceae. Bases 1 to 1782 code for a protein of 593 amino acids. Gene Ontology annotation, biological process: transmembrane transport. Gene Ontology annotation, molecular function: transmembrane transporter activity.
AUGUCUACCCAGCAACGGGCUGAGUUCCGGUCACCUGACGAUUCCGAUUCGGCUUCAGAACCAAGAAAGUCGGCCCAGGAAAGCGUCGACGGUAAAAAUGUUGACGGUUCCGUCCCUCCUCUUGCGCCGGCUCUGGCGGCUGAAGGCACUGCGAGGGCGGAAUCAGCACUGGGCGACUAUCUAUUGCGCCUGUUAAGAAUUCGAAAGGGACGAAAAAAUGAUGGUAUGGAUCUCGACUCAAUUGCAACGCAACGCAGCAUAUGGGAUUCCGAGAACUUGGAAGACUACAAAGCUCUGUACAUACAUCCCCAAUGGGAGAAUCUAUCCGCUUUCGACCCUUUAUUCCGUUGGACGCACAGAGAGGAGAACGCAGUACGGCACAAGGUUGACUUGAAAGUCAUGGUCUGGGUCUGUAUAAUGUUUGCCGCUCUGAACAUCGAUAGAAACAAUAUUACCAACGCGGUUUCGGACAAUAUGCUCGAUGACCUGGGAAUCACUACCGGCGAUUAUAACAUCGGCCAAACGCUUGCCAAAAUUGGCUUUUUAGUGGCCGAGCUCCCGUCACAACUGAUCUCGAAACGUAUCGGCCCAGAUUUAUGGAUCCCGAUCCAGAUUUGCAUAUUUAGCUUCAUAUCAGCAGCCCAGUUCUUCCUUUCAGGCCGAGCUUCGUUCUUCGCCACUAGGUUUCUAGUUGCGGUAUUCCAAGGCGGAUUUAUCCCCGACAUGAUUCUAUACCUCAGCUACUGGUACACUGGGAAAAGGCUUCCCAUUAGGCUGGCUUGGUUUUGGACAGCUUCUCAAAUAGUCGAUAUUGGAGUCGGCUUCGCUGCUGUCGGUCUCCUAUCAUUACGUGGUGUUCUAGGGUAUGCAGGCUGGCGAUGGUUGUUCCUUGUCGAGGGUCUUUUCACCUUCUUGAUUGGGAUUGCUUCUUUUUUCCUCAUGCCAACAUCUCCAGCUAAAACAAAGAGCUGGUGGAACCCCAAAGGCUACUUUACCGAGAAGGAAGAGAAGAUUAUCGUCAACUCCGUUAUACGUGAUGACCCAGGAAAAGCGGGAAUGCACAACAGACAAGGUCUUACCGUUGGGCAAAUAUGGAAGUGCGCAAAAGACUACGAUAUGUGGCCCCUAUAUGCUUUAGGGUUACUGUUCGGCAUUCCGAAGUAUCCGGUCUCUAAUUACCUGUCACUGUCGUUCCGUGGCCUCGGGUUCGACGUGAUUGAGACUAACUUGCUUUCAAUUCCAUAUAUUGUUGCUUCCUCCAUCACUAUGUUGCUCAUCACUGCUGUGAGCGAAUUGGUUUCGAAUAGGAGUCUAGUGGCGAUGGCAGAAGAUCUUUGGCUCCUCCCCAACUUCGCGGCUUUGAUCGCCCUGCCUGAUCCCAUAUCUCCCUGGUCGUAUUUUGCUAUUGCGACUGUCCUGCUGUCGUUUCCAUAUACUCACCCAAUACAAGUUGCUUGGACAAGUCGAAACGCGGGCUCAGUGCAAAACAGAACGGUUUCUGCCGCAAUCUAUAAUAUCUGGGUUCAAGUCAGUGCAAUCAUUGGCGCAAAUGUCUACCAACCUGGAGAUGCACCGCGAUACUUUAAAGCAAACACUGGGUUAUUAGUCAUCUGCAUUUGGAUGGUGGUAGUGCAGUACCCAGGUACCUUCCUUUAUUACCGCUGGCGAAAUCAGCAGAAGGCAAAGAAAUGGGACGCCAUGACUCCCGAGGAGCAACACGAAUAUAGGAAGACGACGGUUGACGUCGGUAAUAAGCGUCUCGACUUCCGUUUCGCGACGUAA